This is a messenger RNA of Scomber scombrus (Atlantic mackerel), 1294 nucleotides long. RefSeq names its product small ubiquitin-related modifier 2-like. The transcript has 4 exons. Gene Ontology annotation, molecular function: protein tag activity; ubiquitin-like protein ligase binding. The coding region runs from base 43 to 330 and encodes 95 amino acids. Gene Ontology annotation, biological process: protein sumoylation. The record is from RefSeq and is a predicted model, not a curated record. Gene Ontology annotation, cellular component: nucleus. Lineage: Eukaryota; Metazoa; Chordata; Actinopteri; Scombriformes; Scombridae.
AUUCUUUGUGUGGCAGCGUAGAGAAGCGCCAAAAGAGUGACCAUGGCAGAUGAAAAACCAAAGGAAUCAGUGAAGACAGAAAACAAUGAACACAUAAACCUGAAGGUAGCAGGUCAGGAUGGAUCUGUAGUACAGUUCAAGAUCAAAAGACACACGCCGCUCAUCAAACUCAUGAAGGCCUACUGCGAGAGACAGGGACUGUCGAUGAGGCAAAUAAGGUUCAGAUUUGAUGGACAGCCAAUAAAUGAGACAGACACACCAUCACAGUUGGAAAUGGAAGACGAAGAUACAAUUGAUGUGUUUCAGCAACAGACGGGAGGCCUGAUUUAAUCAACCACAUGCAUCACCACUUUCCUCCUCGACACAACCAACCUUCUCGACCUGUGACACACAGCGACUGCUUCUUUGCAACUUGUCCUUUUGUCUCAACAGAAUUCCAUGCAGAUGAAAUGGUAAUUUCUCUGCUACACAUAACUGCUGUAUAGUAUUUUCAUUCUUUCCCUUGUUACUUUUCUGUUUUUGUACAUAAACCACAUCCAGAUCACUUUAUGUUCAGGUUUUGUUUAUUCAUGCUAUAUUGUAGUAAAUGUUAAGGACUGCCCUUCCCAGUUUGAGGGGCUUGUUUAAGGUUGUGGACAAAUAGGACUGGUGAUGGAGUAAGAAUAAAUAAAACUGACUUUAUUGAUCAAAUGUUGUUGGCCUGGGCUUGUUCAGAGUCCAGCGAGUGUACUAUUUUGGGACAGGCUAUUAGUGAACAGUAUAACCAGUUUGGGAAUUGCAAAUGUCUUCUGGUUUUGGAUCUUCUGAAAAAAAAUUGAUUUUAUACAUUUUUAUAUACUAGUGAAUGUGUAGAGAAAUGUUUUGAUCAAACAUUUAACUAGGCCAAGCUUCAAAUUUUGGGAAGCCUGAAUAGAUGUUUCACUCCGAUAAACAUCUGUAUUGUCUAUUAAGAUGCCUGUUAAAAUAAAGCUAUUGUCUUUUUCCAAACUUUCCAAACUGAUUUUUGUCUCACUGUCCAGUGUGACUGUUUUGCCUUUUUCUUUAGCAGAAAUAAUAUGAAUCAGAUGUGUUUGACUAUGGCAUAUACAAUAGCAUAAAUCAGGAUUGUCAUUUUGCUGCCUAUUUAUUUGUUAAAGUCCCACUCCACUCAAAUAUGUUUUUUUCUUGUGCCUACAGUUGAAUAUUGGAGCUUUAGUGUGCAGAAUGAUAAGGGAGAAGUGUGGAUGCCAUUAAAAAUGCCCUCCAGACAUGUAUUUAAAAACACUGCUUGGAUCAGCCAUGUGUGUCUGAUCUG